Molecule: messenger RNA, 4466 nt
Organism: Durio zibethinus
Lineage: Eukaryota; Viridiplantae; Streptophyta; Magnoliopsida; Malvales; Malvaceae
Product: retinoblastoma-related protein-like
Biological process (GO): cell differentiation; negative regulation of G1/S transition of mitotic cell cycle; regulation of transcription by RNA polymerase II
Cellular component (GO): nucleus; chromatin; transcription regulator complex
Molecular function (GO): RNA polymerase II transcription regulatory region sequence-specific DNA binding
Source: RefSeq, a predicted model, not a curated record
UCACCCUGGCCCGCUGGGCACCCCGUCCCAAUUUCCAAGACUCGAAGAUAAUGACGAUCCGCCGGACCCGAACGUCUCGGCCCAAACUCUCCGUUAAAAUUCACUGUAACAGCGAAAAUUGCCACCACCUUUCUAAAGCAGGAAUCUUCGUCAAUCGUCACGGCGAGACGUUGAACAAUUUUGGCGGUAAAAAGCCAAUCCCAACAUUAUGACCUGUCAAAAUUUAAUUGGCUAACCAUGUAUGCCAUGUUCAUGUGCAUGUCCAUCAUGAUGUCAUGUUGGUUAGUUUUCCCGCGCUAAAGAGAAAGAUCCUUCCUUGAUAGGAUUUCCACAAAAAGAGGCCCACAGUUAAGAGAAAAAAAAUAAGGAAAAAUGAGAAGGAAAAAUUCAGGGUUCUUCUUGUUCUUAACUAAAACAUAAAUAAAAAGAAAAGAAAAUUCUUUUUUUUUAUUCUUUCUACUGGUUUUUCUUCUUCUCGAUCCGUUAAAACGCUGUGUUUUGGAGGGAGGAUUUGAAGCUAGGGUUUUCUUCUUCACUGAAUCUGUAGAUCCGAGAUCCGAAACGAAUUUCUAGCUCAAAUUUUGGAAUUGGAAUCUUCAAUUUUAAAAAAUUGAUAAUUUUUAGAUCAGCCGCUAGGGCUAUUUCGAAGAAAUAUGGAAGACGUGAAGCCUUCAGUUACAACUUCAAGCAACGCGGAUGGCGAUGCCAUUGAAGCUAGAUUCACUGCUUUGUGUAAGAAUGAUUUAUCUUUGGAUGAGAAAACUUGCACGGAAGCUAUGAAGCUCUUCAAAGAAACCAAACACCUUAUAUCGUCAAAUGUUUUGGCAAUUGGAAGCGGGACGCUGGAAGAAGCAGAGCGAUUUUUGUUUUCAUUUGUUUUAUAUUCGCUGAAGCGGCUAAGUGAAAAGCGUGGAGAAAAUGUGCAACAAGAGUCUGGUGAAAGUGGGUUUACAUUAUGGCAGAUAUUGAGAGCUACAAAGCUAAAUAUCGUGGAUUUCUUUAAAGAGUUGCCUCAGAUUGUGGUAAAAGCUGGUGCUGGUUUAAGUAACAUGUAUGGUGAAGAUUGGGAGAGUAGACUGGAGGCAAAGGAGAUGCAGGCCAAUUUUAUGCACUUGAGCCUUCUAAGCAAGUCAUACAAGCGUGCAUUUUGGGAACUCUUCUUGACAAGUGAUGCAAAUAUUGACAAGAAGCAAAAUCCUACCCGUGCUUCUGAUUAUGUGUCAGAGUACCAUCGUUUUGGGUGGUUACUGUUUUUGGCACUCCGUGUGCAUGCAUUCAGUCGUUUUAAAGACCUAGUGACUUGCGCAAACGGUUUUGUUUCUAUACUGGCUAUUCUGAUUAUACAUGUUCCAAUUCGCUUCAGAAACUUCAACAUCAGUGACUCUCCACGCUUUGUUAAGAAAAGUGACAAAGGUGUCGACUUGCUUGCAUCACUGUGCAACAUGUAUGAUGCUUCCGAAGAUGAUUUGAGGAAAACAAUGGAGAGGGCCAAUAAGUUAAUAGAAGAUAUAUUGGAAAAAAAGCCAUGUCCAGCAUCUGAAUGCAAAACUGAAACACUGGAAAAUAUUGAUACAGAUGGCUUGAUCUAUUUUGAAGGUUUAAUGGAGGAACAAUCUCUUUCAUCUAGUUUGAAUAUUUUAGCAAAAGAUUAUGAUGAUGCAAUUCAUAAUAAAGGUGAUCUGGACGAGAGGGUGUUUAUAAAUGAGGAAGAUAGUUUACUUGGUUUAGGGAGCUUGUCUGAGGGUGCUGUGAAUGUUACUGGCAUCAAGAGGAAAUUUGAUUCAAUAGCUUCACCAUCAAAGACAAUCUCAAGCCCACUGUCUCCUCAUUGUUCUCCUGCUUCUCAUGCAAAUGGUGUUCUUGGGCCUCCCAAUGCAAAGAUGGCAGCUACACCCGUCAGCAUUGCAAUGACAACUGCGAAGUGGCUUCGUACUGAUAUUUGUCCACUUUCACCAAAACCCUCAGCCGAGUUGCAGCGCUUUUUAUCAUCCUGUGAUAAAGAUGUUACCAACGAUGUGAUACGAAGGGCACAUAUAAUAUUGGAGGCAAUAUUUCCAAGUAGUCAUGAAUGUACUGGAAGCCUUCAAAGUUCAAACCUGAUGGAUAAUAUAUGGAUGGAACAACGAAGACUAGAAGCACUUAAGCUAUACUAUAGGGUUUUGGAAGCAAUGUGUAUUGCGGAGGCCCAAAUAUUACAUGCACCUAAUUUGACCUCUUUAUUAACUAAUGAGAGAUUUCACAGAUGUAUGCUUGCUUGUUCUGCUGAACUAGUGCUAGCGACACAUAAGACUACCACAAUGUUGUUUCCUACAGUUCUGGACAGAACUGGUAUUACGGCCUUUGAUCUAAGCAAGGUGAUAGAGAGUUUCAUUAGACAUGAGGAGUCUCUACCAAGAGAAUUGAGGCGGCAUCUAAAUUCUCUGGAAGAGAGGCUUUUGGAGAGCAUGGUGUGGGAUAAAGGCUCCUCAAUGUACAAUUCUUUGAUAGUUGCAAGACCUGCCUUAUCUGCUGAAAUAAAUCGUCUUGGCUUAUUGGCAGAACCAAUGCCAUCUUUGGAUGCAAUUGCGAUGCAUAUCAACUUUUCUGGAGGUAUGCCUCUGGUGCCUUCUUUGCAGAAGCAUGAAAAAUCAUCGGCUAAUGUUGGUAGCUCCACAUUAGGUCAAAAUGGUGAUGUCAGAUCUCCCAAGAGACUAUGCACAGACUACAGGAGUGUUUUGGUUGAACGGAACUCUUUUACAUCACCAGUGAAAGAUCGUCUAUUAGCAUUCAGCAACCUUAAGAAGGCUCCUUUGCAAUCUGCGUUUGCCAGUCCAACACGCCCUAACCCAGGUGGUGGAGGAGAAACAUGUGCGGAAACAGGAAUAAAUAUAUUUUUUAGCAAGAUUAAUAAGCUGGCUGCUGUCAGGAUUAAUGGAAUGGUUGAGAGGCUACAACUGUCUCAACAGAUUAGGGAGAGUGUAUAUUCUCUUUUUCAACAGAUACUUAGCCGGCGGACUUCUUUGUUUUUUAACCGUCAUAUUGACCAGAUCAUCCUUUGUUGUUUCUAUGUAGUUGCAAAGAUUUCUCAGUUGCGCCUGCCUUUUAAGGAAAUUAUUUACAACUAUAGGAAGCAACCACAAUGUAAACCACUAGUAUUCAAUAGUGUAUUUGUUGACAGGUCAUCAGCUCGACGGAAUGAGAGAACAGGGCAGGAUCAUGUUGAUAUUAUUGCAUUUUACAAUGAAAUAUUUGUUACUGCUGUAAAGCCUUUGCUGGUAGAACUUGGUCCUGCAGGAACAACUACAAGAACGAGCAGGGUUCCUGAAGCUAACAAUAGUAAUGAUGGUCUGUGCCCUGGAUCACCUAAAGUUGCUCCUUUUCCGAGUCUCCCUGAUAUGUCCCCUAAGAAAGUAUCUGCAACACACAAUGUAUACGUGUCUCCAUUGCGAACAUCCAAGAUGGAUGCUCUAAUCUCGCAUAGCUCAAGAAGCUAUUAUGCUUGUGUUGGAGAGAGUACUCGUGCCUUUCAGAGCCCUUCAAAAGACCUAACUGCUAUCAACAAUCACUUGAACAGUACCCGGAAGAUCAGAGGGGCACUCAACUUUGAUGAUGUUGAAGUUGGCUUAGUUAGUGAUUCUAUGGUUGCAAAUAGCCUUUACCUUCAGAACGGGAGCUGCGCAUCUUCAUCUGGUGCACCUUUAAAAUCCGAGCAACCCGAAUCUUAGUGGAGCACAAGUAUUCCUUGUAAAUUCUGCCUCUCUUCCCUAUUAUUAUAUUCUACGUAUGUAAGUUUAUCACACGGGGUAUUGUAUGAGCGGUGAGUUAUUGUAGAAUAGCCGCCACCUCCCCUACCUGCUUACGAAUGUUAGAUUCACUACUUGAAGUUUGGCCUAACAAAAUGAAUAAAAUGUGCCAUUUGUUUUUUUGCCUGUUUUUAGCAAAUAAUAGCAAUUUUGGUUAUCAUUUGUUGGUAUUACAUGCUCUUUCAAGGAGUAAUCUUGGUAUGUUUCAUGAGAUGUUUUAGAAGUCAAUUUCUUGUUCAACGGUGUGUCUACGACAUCAAGUAGAGGCAUCAAUUGCUAUAUGUAAAAGGGAGCAAGGAUAACUCUGUCCAGAAGAUUCAUGAAACGAUAACUAAAAGCUGUUGGAAUUGAGAGGAAUCAAUGCCAUUUUUUCAUGGAAUUGAGAGGAAGAAUAAAGAGUGGAGAAAUAGCUUUGUUUGUUGAAAAAAGAAAUGGCUGAGCAUUGUUGUGGAAGAUGAUGCCCAAGUCAAUAGAAAAAGGCCAACCUGCCAUCGAUAAACACCGCAAGUUGCCUCUUCUUUUCGAGAUUUUACGCAAGAAAAGUGGAGUUUUAACCCUCUUGAAGAGUUGGGUAGAACCCUCCCUGAUGGAAGAUUACCCAACGCAAACAUCUGCCCACAAUUUUGAACAUCUGAAUUGAUCAUCUUCCAAUUGAUUUGGAGCAGCCUGAUGGCUGAUCGUAGA